This is a messenger RNA of Cadophora gregata, 1098 nucleotides long. RefSeq lists its product as uncharacterized. The record is from RefSeq and is a predicted model, not a curated record. Lineage: Eukaryota; Fungi; Ascomycota; Leotiomycetes; Helotiales; Ploettnerulaceae. The transcript is spliced from 4 exons. Gene Ontology annotation, cellular component: cell cortex. Bases 1 to 1098 code for a protein of 365 amino acids. Gene Ontology annotation, biological process: regulation of fungal-type cell wall organization; activation of GTPase activity; signal transduction. Gene Ontology annotation, molecular function: GTPase activator activity.
AUGACGUUGAUGGUGACCAUCUUGACUUGCGAAUCUACGUACAAGGCUGAAGAUGCUGUGGACGAGCUCUCGACGACCAUUCAGAUCCUUCUGGAAAGCAACAGACUCAUCGCUGAACGUUUGGCAUCGAUCGAAACAGGAAUAGGCAUCGAUCCUUCCAUCAUCCACCUACCUGAUCUUGCUCUAAAGGCCGAGCCUGAGAAUGUCAUUCGCAAUGCGGCAGGAUUUGCUUCUGAAGAAGAGCUGGAACAACCCUGGGUUUACAAGCGGUCUAUCGUGCGGGAUCCUGGCGGCGGAGCAUUUUCCUGCAAAGCUCUACCCUUGUAUGCUUUCGAUGUUGGUAACAGCCAGCUCUAUCAGUUUGGACAGUUCGAUGAGAGUCACGAGGAUCGUCUAGCUCCAGAUCGAACGAUACUCACCACAGCGAUGGAUGACACAUCCAAGAAAAGAAACAUUCAGAACUCGUCUGGUCAGGAUAGUGGCAACAUUUUUGUCCAAGGACUCAAAGACGCCAGACCCAGAACCUACGGAACAGCUACUCCCUCGCCUUAUGCCAAUGUCGCAAUUAGUCUGUUUGAUGCCGAAGGAAGAAACUAUAUCUAUGGCUACGUGCCCAUCGUCGUCGCAAAGUGUGGAGUCUUUCUAAAAGAGAGAGGACGAGAGGUCGAGAACAUUAUCUACACAAGCGGCUCGGCCAAGAGGGUACAGGAACUCCAAGCGGUUUUCGGCCGUUCAGAUCGCUAUGGGAUGAAGUUCGUUUGGGCAGGCUACACCGUGCAUGAUGCUGCAAGCUUGGUGCUGAGAUUCCUGAAGACUUCCAAGGAACCGGUCAUACCAUAUGAUCAUUACGAGCCAUUCAUCUCAUGUCUCAAAAGCGAUCUCGGCACUGAAAAAAAAACAAGCAUUGUUGAGUUUCAACAAUGUGUCAUAAGCCUGCCACCAUCCAACCGACAUCUCCUCUUGUAUCUACUCGACUUGCUCGCAGUGUUUGCAGAGAAAUCGGAAAACAAACCUCAUGACAUCCUCACGCUUGGUCGCAGUGUUCCAACCGAGCUUGCUGUCGAAAGAGCCACAGACAAUGACAGCAGAGGAUCAUGA